CACCUGUUUCCUAAAUUUGCCAUUUACGUAUUAUCUCCCCUGGUGGCACUAGAAGCAACCUUUUUUUUUCUUUUCCCCGUUGAAACUUGUCACACCAAGCUACUAAUUGUUUCGUGAAAUAACCCCCCGAGGUGAUCUGCAGGCAAGAGGCGGUUUGACGGCUUGGCACUAGUAAUCAGAAAACCUCCGGUUGCGGGUCUUGGAAGCUAGUUGAGAACCGCUGUUGGAUUCUCUGUCGGCGAGCAAGACUCAGGAGUCAGUUCCGAACCAGCUGCAAAGGACAGAUAUGCGUGUAGCAUAAGAAAGCCUCCAACAAGCAAGGCACUAACGGGAAGAAUCUUUUCAAGUUUCAGACCAUUAUUGCCGAUCUCAAUGGGUAAAUUCAUCGACAUCAAGUUCCUCCCGGCACCUAGGAAUGAUGGCGGCGGCCAGGCGUCUGGCCGGAAGCUCAAGAGCAUGGCCAUGAACUCCCGAGACGAGAAGCCGGGCUAUGAGGGUGUUUUUAGCGGACGUCCUCUCGAGAGGCAAGAGGUUGUCGAGAUCUUGGACGUGUGGGACAGAGAAUCCUCAUGGAGAGCCAAAGAAGAGUCUCCCGACCAAGAGCAAGUCCACAAACUACUCGAUGGACUCUGCGACGGGGCCGGUAUAGAUCUGUUCUCCCUGGCAGUCUUCAAGAACCAGUUUCAGCUGGACAAUGACUUUCUUCCCGCUCCGGAUGGAGGCGUUAUGAGAAUGGCUCUAUUCUUGGUACCCUUGGGCACAGAGGAGGCGAGUUUCGCCCGUGGCGUUAUCGACGUUCUGGGACCGGCCGGCUUCACAGCCGGUUGGGGUCUGCAAACAAGCGAUUAUGGUGGUAAGACUUGGAGAGUGCUGUUGGUGCUCUCGAAUAUGGAGAGCGUAGCCCAGUCAGAGGGCGCGAUGGCUCGAGUCGAAUCCUCUCUCAAUGCCGUGUUGGAACCGGCCAAGGCCCAAUCUCUGCUGCAUCACAUCAAGUGGAAGAACCCUUUGGCUCAAGCGGGUUUGGCUGUGUCGGGUGGGAUGAAUCAAAGUUAGUAAAGGAAGAAGCACAAGUCGGGGAGAGUUCAAAAGGUUAAGCACCAGGUGGAGCGGACUCAAACUUUCCUGUUUUAUGUAUCAUGGUACUCCAACUUUCCUGUAAAAACGACGUUUUAGACGGUCGUGGCUGACUCGUCGGCUAAGCCGCCCUUCAACGCACUAAACUUAAGCUAUCAACC
Molecule: messenger RNA, 1235 nt
Organism: Colletotrichum destructivum
Lineage: Eukaryota; Fungi; Ascomycota; Sordariomycetes; Glomerellales; Glomerellaceae
Exons: 3
Coding region: 373-1053 (226 amino acids)
Source: RefSeq, a predicted model, not a curated record